Populus trichocarpa (black cottonwood) is the source of this 1984-nucleotide messenger RNA. Its product is annotated as probable protein phosphatase 2C 76. Gene Ontology annotation, cellular component: nucleus; cytosol. The transcript is spliced from 9 exons. Gene Ontology annotation, biological process: protein dephosphorylation. Gene Ontology annotation, molecular function: cation binding; protein serine/threonine phosphatase activity. The coding region runs from base 687 to 1754 and encodes 355 amino acids. Lineage: Eukaryota; Viridiplantae; Streptophyta; Magnoliopsida; Malpighiales; Salicaceae. The record is from RefSeq and is a predicted model, not a curated record.
UAUGUGUUUUGUUCUUCAAUUUGUCGAUAGAAUCCUUAUAAAAUCAUGAUGUUUAGGGUAGAAAAUCGAAGAUAUUUUAGUUUAGAGAGGUAUUUGUUUUUUAGCUUUAAGUUCGAGGUUCUUCCAAUUUGGCCGAAAAAGAAAGUUCAAUGUGUUGUAUGAUUGGUGUCAAACUGUGAUUGGCACCGUUCGAUACCAAGGUAGAUCUGUACACACCGAAAAAACAGCUAAAUGAGUGGAUGCAUGAAGUGUGCCACGUUUCCUCUUCUCUUCGGUGCCAGACUCAAAACCAAACAUCACCUCUGUCUCUCUCUGUAUCUCUCUUGAAUCUCUUUAUAUCCCUAUAGAGUUGCUGUUUCUAGAGAGAGAAACAACAUGAUUCAGCAUUCAUCAUUCAGUCAGUUGAUUCUGAAAGACUAUUCCUUUUUGCAUCUCGGAUUCGGAUCCUCCAUUUUUUGAACCACCCAUAUCAUUCCGUGAAUCCUUUCCAUUUAUAAAUUAAAACUAUCUUGAUUUUCUAUCAAAGAUUGAUAAUUUCUUGACUGGUUUCCAUUUUUCCUGUUUUAAAGCUCUUUUAUUGUUCUUAUUUGAUUUCCCAGCUUAAUGAGUAAUUGAGUAUAGUAAUUUAAAGGUGCUGUUGAUCAGGUAGAGAUCUGGCAUUGAAGGUCAUAGUUAGGUGUAUUUAGAUGUUAUACAGCAGCUGCAUAAGGAGAGUGAUUGUACAAGCCGGAAUAUUUUGCAAAACGAGGUUGCAGUUAGGCAAUGUUGGAAGGAGUUUGAAUGCAAGCCGUGGUGUAAAUUGUAAGUGGAAUAGGCAGAUUUUUACAAUGAGUAGUGUAAGUAUGAUGGUUGAUUCUGUUUCCACGGCGAAAAGGGGACCUACUGCUGAUCUUUUGACGGGGGAAGAUGAUGAUGGUGGAUUUGUUUGUAGAGGGUGGAAAAGUGAAGAAGGGGAAUUGAGCUGUGGGUAUUCAAGUUUUAGGGGAAAGAGGGUUACCAUGGAGGAUUUCUUUGAUGUCAAAAACACCACGAUUGAUGGGCAAAGAGUCUGCAUGUUUGGAAUCUUUGAUGGUCAUGGUGGUUCUCGUGCUGCUGAGUAUUUGAAGGAGCAUCUGUUUGAGAAUCUAUUGAAGCAUCCACAAUUUAUCACGGACACCAAAUUAGCUCUCAGUGAAUCAUAUCAACAGACUGAUGUAGACUUUUUGGACUCUGAAAAGGAUACCUACCGUGAUGAUGGUUCUACUGCUUCAACAGCAGUGCUAGUUGGUGAUCAUCUUUAUGUUGCCAAUGUUGGAGACUCACGGACUGUGAUUUCGAAGGGUGGAAAAGCGAUCCCUCUAUCUGAGGAUCAUAAGCCUAACAGAAGCGAUGAGCGGAAGAGAAUUGAAAGUGCUGGAGGUGUUGUAAUGUGGGCGGGCACUUGGAGAGUAGGUGGUGUAUUGGCCAUGUCCCGUGCUUUUGGUAACCGCAUGUUGAAGCAAUUUGUUGUAGCAGAACCUGAGAUCCAGGAGCAGAAAAUAGAUGAGGAAUUCGAAUUGCUUGUGCUCGCAAGUGAUGGACUAUGGGAUGUGGUACCCAAUGAGGAUGCUGUUUCCAUUGCCAGAACAGAAGAACCCGAGGCAGCUGCUAGAAAAUUAACAGAGGCUGCUUUUACACGGGGCAGUGCGGACAACAUAACAUGCAUUGUAGUGCAGUUCCACCACGACAAGACUGAUCCAUCCAAGACUGAUCCAUCCAAUUUCCAGGAGGAUUAGGCAUUGCCACUUAUUUUGCAUGUAUAGAUUUAUUGAUGUUCUUGCUAAUCUAUUACUGAUAUCUAUGCAUGCAUAGCUGAAUGUGCAUGUGAAGGACCCGAUCUGUUUAUUCAAUUGUCUUUUAAUUUCUCAAUUUACCCACGUUGAGAACAUGGACUUGUGUCCUGUUGUAUUUCAAAUUUGACCGAGCCGUUUUCAUCUUCCAAUAAAAAAAAUUACCAUAAACAAAA